UCUGGCGGUGCGUUCCUCAGACUUCCUCACACUUCAUGAUGGAUUAUCAGAGAGCUCUCGUUCCUCUGCUGCUGUGCUCGUGCCUCUUCACAGGUCUGUGUGGCGGAUACAACUUUGAUACUAAAAACAUCCGGAUCUUCGAGGGCUCCAGGGACACACAGUUUGGGUACACGGUGCAGCAGCACGAGGCGGGUGGCAGGAAAUGGCUGCUGGUGGGGGCCCCCUUCGAGUCCACUGGGAAAAAACAGACCGGAGAUGUGUUCAGGUGCCCUCUGGACGUCAGGAAUAAUGUGAACUGCUCCAGACUCAACCUGGGUAAACUGUCGCUGGAUAACGUGUCGGAGAGGAAGGACGGGAUGAGGCUGGGCAUGAGUCUCACCUCCAACCCCAGAGACAGCAGCUUUGUGACGUGUGGUCCUCUCUGGUCUCAUGAGUGCGGGAGCUCCCUCUACAGCACCGGCAUCUGCACACGCGUCGGACGCAACUUCAGGCUCUCGCACACCAUCGCCCCCGCUCUGCAGAGGUGUGAGACGUUCAUGGACAUCGUGAUCGUGUUGGAUGGCUCAAAUUCCAUCUACCCCUGGUACGAGGUGCAGGACUUCCUCAUCAACGUCCUGCAAAAGUUCUACAUCGGCCCAGGUCAGACUCAGGUCGGGGUGGUGCAGUACGGCUCGUCUGUGGUGCAUGAGUUCAGUUUGGGGGAGUACCUCACGGUGGAGGAUGUGGUGGAGGCAGCUCGGAGCAUCGACCAGAGAGGAGGAGAGGAGACCAGGACGGCUCUGGGAAUCAACGUGGCCCGGAGAGAGGCGUUUAAGAGAGGAGGACGUCCUGGAGCCAAGAAGGUGAUGAUCGUGAUCACAGACGGAGAGUCACACGACAGCCCCGACCUGAAGGAGGCAGUGGGCCAGAGUGAGAGGGACAACAUCACGCUCUACGCCAUCGCCGUCCUGGGCUCCUACAAUCGCAGAGGCAUAAACCCAGAGGCCUUCCUCAAGGAGAUCAAGUUCAUCGCCAGUGACCCAGAUGAGCAGCACUUCUUCAACGUGACGGACGAGUCUGCGCUCAAGGACAUUGUGGACGCGCUGGGAGAGAGGAUCUUCAGUCUGGAGGGUACGAGCAGUCAGGGCCGGGGCUUCGGUUUGCAGAUGGCUCAGGCUGGAUUCUCCUCUCACGUCGUCAAAGAUGGCGUUCUUCUGGGAGCAGUGGGGGCGUACGACUGGACCGGAGCUGUUUUAAAGGAAACCAAACAGGGCAAAGUGGUGCCUCCAAAGUCCUCCUAUCAGGAUGAGUUUCCAGAAGAACUCAAGAACCAUGGAGCCUAUCUGGGUUACUCUUUGGGCUCUCUCUCCUCCGCUCACGCCUCUCAGGUGUAUGUGGCUGGAGCUCCUCGGUUUAACCACACGGGGAAAGUCCUCAUCUUCACCUUGAAAAACACCGGGAACCUCAGCAUCCUGCACUCACUCCCCGGAGAACAGAUCGGGUCAUACUUUGGGAGUGUCCUGUUGUCUGUGGACAUAGACAGUGAUGGACAGACAGACGUGCUGCUCGUGUCUGCACCCAUGUUUUACAGCGAGGGCUGGGAGCAGGGCAAGGUCUACGUCUACAGCGUUAACAAUAAGUUGUCGUUCAGCCUGCAGGGGGCGCUGGGGCCCUCGGGUCUUUCCCAUAACUCCCGGUUUGGCACCGCUCUGUCUGAUCUGCCCGACAUGAACGGAGACGGCUUUAAGGAGCUGGUGGUGGGCGCGCCGCUAGAGGACGAACACCAGGGGGCAGUGUAUGUGUUCCAUGGACAGGACAAGUCCAUCCAGCCUCAGGUCAAACAGAGGAUUGCAGCUUCUGGUUUCCGCUCCAGCCUUCAGUAUUUUGGUCAGAGUCUUCAUGGAGUCCUGGACCUGAACUCAGACGGGCUGGUGGACCUGUCUGUGGGCGCUCUGGGGGCCGCGGUCAUCAUCUGGUCUCGAGGCGUGGUGCGUAUCAAGGCGCGUUUGACCUUUGAACCCGAGAAGGUGAACCUGUUUAACAAAGACUGUGUGCGCGGGGGUCGGGAGGUCACCUGUAUGUCUGCCAUUGUGUGUCUGAGUCUGGAGGCCCGCACCAGCAGCCCCGCCCGCACUGAUGUGGCGGGCUGGUACAGUCUGGUGUUGGAUGAGAAGAGGUUUCCUCCCAGAGCCGUUCUGGAUGAAUCGUCUCGCACUCAACCGCGUAACCUCACUCUGACCACCGGAGGGCAGCGCUGUCAGAGACUGGGCUUCUCUGUACACGAAACAGGAGAUUAUGGGCGUCCGAUUGCAGUGGUGCUGGAGACAGGGUUGAGAAACAAAGAGGAAGGAGCCAUUUUGGAUCCAGACUGGCCCACAGCUCUGAGGACUGAGCUGCCCUUCUGGAACGGCUGUGAGCAGGAGGACAGCUGUGUACCAGACCUGAUCUUACACAGCCACACGGACCUCCCCACUCUGCAUGAGUUCUGCAGCUCCGUGGAGGGGGCGCUGUGGUCCGUGUGUCACCAGCAGGGGGCGUCAGAUGAGCAGCAGUAUGUGAUGGAGUCUGGGAGGAGGAAGGUGGUGGUGGUGGCUCAUGUUGAGAAUCAUGGAGAAAACGCAUACGGAGCCACUCUUCACAUCACCGCGUCUGAAAACCUCAUCUUCAACAGCCUCAUCGUCAAGGACCAGUCAGACAUUCAGAUCGAGUGCUCCUCUGAGGACAGACUGACCAGCAGGAGGAGCUGUAACAUCAGCGCUCCCUUCAUGAAGUCUCUGUCACAGGUCUCCUUUAAUGUGGAAUUUGAGCUCAAUCGAUCUGUGUUUCUGGAGCACAUACGAAUCGUCAUGACAACCACCAGUGAUGGAGAGGACGGGUUUCCAGAUGACAACAUCAACGAAAUCUUCCUCCCUUUGAAAUACCAAACCAAUCUUCUGUUCACCAGAGACACUAAUCCUCCUCGAUUUGAGAUCAAACCUUUGUCUUCACUGGACAAAACGGACCACACUUUCAACCUCACCUAUUACUUACAGAACCUGGGUGUGUUCCCGGUGGAGGGGCUGUUGUUCAGGGCAGAAGUUUGGUCAGUGACUCCACAGAGGAACCAGCUCGUCCAUGUGACAGAUUACUCUAUAGAACAGGCCCCUGGGUCGUGUUCCAUGCCUCAAGUGACACUCAACAGUCACGUCAAAGAAGAGGAUCUGACUCGCUUUCCUCAGCUGAAUCGCAGUAACAGUGGCAGUGUGGGCAUCCAGUGCACAGUGACUCUACCUGUGUCCAAAGAAGUGAGGAUCUCAAUAUCAGGACGACUCAACUCCACGGCCCUGAGCAAGAUCGGGUUUAAAUCUCUGAAGAUUCUGGCGACUGCUUCGAUCCAGCUCGAGUCGACCAGCCUGAUGUUUCUGCAGGAGGAGCGGCCGGUCAGAGAGAUCGUGCUGGAGUUGAGGAGAGAGGAGGAGCACUCCAUCCCCGUGUGGAUCAUCGUGGGCAGUACUCUGGGGGGUCUGCUGCUCCUCGCUCUGCUCGUGCUCGCUCUCUGGAAGCUUGGCUUCUUCAACAGACGAAGACGAAAGGAAGAGGAAGAGGAGCCUAUGUCCAACGGGAAAUCAUCAGAGGAGCUUUAACAGCGCCACCACAUGGAGUAAAUGGACAGUGCAUUUAUUUGACCCUCGUCUCGUCCACGUCACGCACACAUGAGCUCUUACGGUCCGUGUCCAGCAGCAGAGGACUGUUAGGGAACUAACUAUCUCGUCUAUGAGAGGUUCUUAUGAAGAGUGAAGUGCAACUCACUCAGGGACCCUCUAAGCCCCGCCCCCUUCAUAAAACCAGCCAAUCACACAUAGCCAUACACCUUUUGAAUUGUUUCUUGUAUUGUAUUAUUCACACAUUUCAAAUAUCGAACACUUUAACCUUGGCAUUAUCUGAACAAUGACUGAAAAUGAGUCUAUACAAAAUGAGUCCAUGUAAAAGGUCCAGCAGAGGGCGCUAGGACUACAUCUGUAUAAUGAAAAGUGAAGCUGUUAGUAUGAAAUUAAAAGCAAUGUAGCAAGCAUAAAACUGCACAGUGAAGGCAGUGAGUAGGGCAGUACAGGUCUGCUACAUGUGUAUGGACUUUAAAAAAAAGAAUGUUAUUACUUUAUAAAGAUCGAAACUUUGACGGCAGCAGGAGUCACUCACGUCCUGCCGGUAUGUUACAGUGAAGUGAACACUACCUAAAGGGCUGCCUUUGUAAUUAUUUCCAGAGCUGAUGGGGAUUGUAAAGUAUUUUAAUGUAUUGUACAUGCUGUGUAGUAUCUGAUGCACUUUUGUUGUAUAAACUUGAACUCUUGUAAAUACACAAACGGAUGGAGCCAGUGUUCUUGUGCUUCGAAAUAAUGUGAGAUGCCAUUAUGACUGAUGGACUUUAAUAUUAAAUCUACUAUUCAAAUACGA
Messenger RNA from Boleophthalmus pectinirostris (great blue-spotted mudskipper), 4410 nucleotides. RefSeq names its product integrin, alpha 11b (gene itga11b). Gene Ontology annotation, biological process: integrin-mediated signaling pathway; cell-cell adhesion; cell-matrix adhesion. Gene Ontology annotation, cellular component: integrin complex; external side of plasma membrane. Gene Ontology annotation, molecular function: integrin binding. Lineage: Eukaryota; Metazoa; Chordata; Actinopteri; Gobiiformes; Gobiidae. The record is from RefSeq and is a predicted model, not a curated record.